This is a messenger RNA of Austrofundulus limnaeus, 1028 nucleotides long. RefSeq names its product tetratricopeptide repeat protein 7A. The record is from RefSeq and is a predicted model, not a curated record. Lineage: Eukaryota; Metazoa; Chordata; Actinopteri; Cyprinodontiformes; Rivulidae. Gene Ontology annotation, cellular component: plasma membrane. Gene Ontology annotation, biological process: protein localization to plasma membrane; phosphatidylinositol phosphate biosynthetic process.
UCCGCAGUGUCUCCCAUCGUGUCCGGGGACUUCGGUCCCCCUCACCGGGACAGAGCUGCCAUGUCCUCCCGGGUCUCGUUCAGCCAGCUGCGGCUGGAGGCGGAAGUGGACCGGUACCGAGCCGAGUGUCAGUGGGGAAAGGUGCUGGCCGUGGUGGAGCAGAUGCACGCGGCGCGGAUCCACGAGGACGAUGAUUAUGGGAUGUUGCUGACAGCUGAGGUCCUGCUGGAGGAGUGUCUGCUGGAGAACAUGGAGCUGUUACGGAGCUCCACCCCUCUGAUGGACAAGACUCAGCCCAGACUGUCAAAGGUCAAAGGUCACCUGAACACCAUCCUGAGCAGAGGUCUCCUCACGCCCAGGUACCUGAACGAAGCUCUGCUCCUGACCGCCAAAGUCCACUACGUCCAGGCCCGGUACCGAGACGCCCAGGGGAUGUGUGCCAGGGUGGGCCUGGAGGAGCUGACUCAGGAGGACCAGCCCACCUACCACCUGCGCCUGCUGGCCGAGGCCUUCGUUAUCAAAGGUCUGUCUCUGGACCAUCAGACGGUGUCCUCUGUGUCUCGUGUCCGUCUGUCGGAGCGGGAGGAGGAGAGUCUGUCCUGUUUCCUCAGAGCCUGUGACGCAGCUCUGUCCUACCUGCAGGAGCUCGACAAGAUGGUCUCGACUCCUCACAGCAAAACUUUCAAAACCAGUUCUGGAGUCUCAGCUGUCGACGUGGACCUCGGAUACUUCCUGCAGGCGGCGCUGCAGAGUGCCUACCUCUGUCUCCUGCAGAGAGGUCAUCUUGCACAGGGGGCUCAUCAGUUGCGCCGGGUCCUAAGGGUGGUGGAGUCACGAGGGUCUCAGAGCUUUAGGAAGUGUGCAGCCAUGAAGCUGGCUCAGGUCCUGCUGGGUUCUGUCAGCGAGGACAGCUACUGGCUCCCGCUGGGACCCCCACCUGCAGCCUGGCUCGCCAGAGAGGGGGCCGCCGCCUCAAAAGAUGCCAUCUACCCCACCGUCAAACCGCCACAGCGUUACAGCACUGACGG